Messenger RNA from Oncorhynchus keta (chum salmon), 6711 nucleotides. Its product is annotated as TRIO and F-actin-binding protein. NCBI's taxonomy places the organism in Eukaryota, Metazoa, Chordata, Actinopteri, Salmoniformes, Salmonidae. Bases 86 to 4312 code for a protein of 1408 amino acids. Gene Ontology annotation, cellular component: actin cytoskeleton. Gene Ontology annotation, molecular function: actin filament binding. Gene Ontology annotation, biological process: actin filament organization; positive regulation of substrate adhesion-dependent cell spreading. The record is from RefSeq and is a predicted model, not a curated record. The transcript has 16 exons.
CCAGAGUGUCUACGCUGAUCUCAGUGGCUCCAUCAGUGCAGAGGACGACUACCUGCCUCUCCGGCACCGCUCAACCCACCUCACCAUGACCCACCUGGACCCACCACCCCACCGAACCAACCCCAAAGCCUGGAUGGAGGAGGACAACAGCAGGGGCAGGAUUGGCAGACACUCAGGGUUAAAAGAAGAAAGGAAUCGUGAAAGUGGCUACUUCUCUCUGGGGAGGGCGAAAGGUGCCCGUUCUCUCAGGGAUCAGAGCCCCCCACCCGUUUACCGCCAUUCAGAGAGGGGACACCCCCUCUACAGCAACCGGAGCCCUGAGCCCAAAGCUACCAUCCCCUUCAGGAACCCUAACCUGGGGCUGGCCUCAGAGAGGUUAAACCCAGAGAUACUAAACCCAGACCUGCCUCUGGAAAUCCCUGAACCUCCUGACGCAUUUGAUCUCACCAUCGAGGUUGAGGCUCAGGUGGGCCCUCGCUCCCCAAGCCCCACCCCUUUUAAGAUAGCAGAAUCCCUGGCCUCCACUAACCGGAGGGGUUUCAACAGCUCAUACAGUAGAAGAAACUCCCCUUCCUAUCAGGAGUCUGGGAAGUUAAAUGCAUCGAGACAAAGCUCCUCUCUGUCCCGCUCCUCUUCACCCUUACGAAACACCUCCCCAUUCAAACGAAGUGAAUGUACCACCUCCCUCAACAGACGGGGCUUAGACUCUGAGGGCUGGUCUCAGGGGUGGGACCAGACUUCUAAAGGUCCCCCCCAGAGCUCUUUUGGACGAGGUGUUGAUAUUAGAGGCUUGAAUAAAAAUGUAAUAUCGAUGGCCAGUUCAGUUAGUUCCAUAUCACAGGUCAACUCUGUUUCAGAUUUUAAAAGUGCAUUGCGCAAGAAUGAGGCAGACAGCUCCUUAAAUGGUCAUCGACGUGACACACGAAGCUCCGCCCCUUCAAGGGGGGGUUACGAAAGCCCCAGACAAUCCCUGGUCCGCAAAUCUGAAACAAGUAACUCCUUAACUCCCUCAAGAAGGGCUUAUGACACCUCCAACCAAACCCUGCUUCGCAAAUCUGAUAGGAACAGCUUGAUAAAUGGUCAUGGUCGUGAAAGUCGCAAUUCUUCUCCCUUGAGGAGUUACGAUGCCACCAGCCAGUCCCUCCUUCGCAAAUCUGAAACGAACAGUUCUCUCAAUGGUCAUAGUCGACACGGCGGCCGGUGUGGCUCUCCCAUUAGGGAGGGUUAUGAUGCUGAAAGACAAUCUCUGCGGAAAUCAGCUUCUAGUAAAGACUUAAAUGUUUAUGCCUUUGAAAGUGGUAGCUCUUCACCUUCUAGACGUGGCUUUGACACUCCCUGUCAAUUCCUGCUAUGCAAAAGUGAGACACGUGGCUAUGGAAAUGGUCGAGACAGUGGAAGCUCCUCUCCCUCUAGGAAAGGCUAUGAUGCCCCUAGCCAGACACCUCUGCGCAAAAGUGAAUCCAACAGCUACCGGAAUAGUCAAGGUCGAGACAGUCGAAGCUCCUCCCCUUUGAGGAAGGGAUAUGAUCCCCCUGGCCAAUCACUGCUUCAUAAAUCUGAGACGAACAGCUCUGUCAGAAGUCAAAGUCGUGAUCGUCCUACCCCCUCUCCCUCUAGGAGAGGCUAUGAUACCCCGAGCCAGUCAUCACUGUGCAAAAGUGAAUCCAAAAACUUUCUGAAUAGUCAAAGUCGAGACAGUCGAAGUUCCUCCCCUUUGAGAAAGGGAUAUGAUGCCCCUGGCCAAUCAUUGCUUUGUAAAUCAGAGAUGAACAGCUCUGUCAGAUGUCAAAGUCGUGGUAGUCGUAGCCCCUCCCCUUCAAGUAGGGGCCAUGACACCCCCGGCCAAUCACUACUGCACAAAUCUGAGAAGAGUGGGGCCCUCAGCGGUCGGAGCGGUGACAGUCACAACUCCUCACCAUCCAAAAGAGGCAAUGACCCACCAGGUCAGUCAUUCUUCAGGAAAACCACCAGUGGUGGUGACUCCAGCCUCUCUUACCAGAGAAAAAACAGUUACGGUGAUGCUUGGCCUGACUCUAACCCCUCCCCUGGCACCUGGCGAGGCUCCACCCACUUCCUACAUAGCACCUCCCUAUCCAGGGAGGGCAGAGAGAACGAAACAUCUGCCCCCUCUCAGAGGGCCUCUGCUGUCACUUGGGAAACCACUAGGAGUAGCAGUAGUAGGCAGGGUCUGGAGACUCAUAGCUCCUCCCCAAACACAAAAGGAUUGACCAACCGCAACCUAAGUCCCUCCCCUCAGAUGCAAAGGCACACCUCGUCCCAGAGUUCCAUGGAGUCCUCGGAGUCUGGCCAGUUGUCGGGGGAGUCAACGGAGAGGAGUAGGGAGGAGUACGCCAUGAUGGCCGAUCUACCAAAAGUCAAACCUGUCCUCCAAAGGGAGCAGCAUGGUCAUGUUGGACAGACUCCAAACCGACCCUCAGGGAGACAGGAGCUCUUCAAACCAGCAAGCCACUCCCUCUCCAAGCAUCCCUCCAGAGAGUGGCUAGAUGACUCAGGGGACCUAGAGAGAAACCACAUAGAAUGGCAUACUGGCAGCAGUGGUAGACUGUCUCGAGUACACUCGUCCACCUCUUUGCACAUGCAGAGGCCCAGCAGCCCCACUAUAGAGGAGGAGGCCAGUCCAUGGAGGGCACAACAUAGCUCUUAUUUGGAACAAAUGCAGCCCGACCUCCUUAACUUCAAGAAGGGAUGGAUGUCAAAACUGGAUGAGAAUGGAGAGUGGAAGAAGCACUGGUUUGUGUUGACAGAUGCUGGUCUGAGGUACUACAGAGACUCUGGGGCGGAGGAGAAGGAUGAUCUGGACGGGGAGGUUGACCUGAAGUCUUGUGUAAAAGUGUCUGAGUUUGAUGUAGAGAAGAACUAUGGAUUUCAAAUACAGACGAGGGAGGCAGUUGUCACACUGUCAGCUAUGACUGCAGGGAUCAGGAGGAACUGGAUUGAGGUUCUGAGGAAGAGUGUUCGGCCCAGCAGCUCUCCAGACCUUACACAACUGCCUGACAGCAGUAGUGACAAAGAGAACUCUCGUUCCCUGGCCUCCACUCGUCGACCACCUUCUCGCCACGGUGAUGCUGGAUCAGAAUUCACCACCUCCACUGUACGCCGAUUUGACUGUGUCGAGCUGUCACCAGUGCCUGUCCCCUCCAGCCCUCUGCCAGCCACUCAGAGAGAGGCAGGGGAGGGGCAGGGCAGGGAGCACGCCCAAUGGCAGGAGGAGAGGAGCAGAGAUGUGACCAGUAGCACAUGGGAGCAGGUGCUGUCGAGGAAAGGGCCGGGUGUAGGCUCAGACCCCAGGAUAAGAGCAGAGGAGGAAAUUGAGAGAAAGUGGUUAGAGUUUGAGCGGCUGCCACUAAAGGAGAUGAGGUCACUACUGCCAAUGGGCUCACGGUCCAGCCAUCCAGCCAAUGAGGCGCUGCAGAGGGAGGUAGUGGCGUCUCUGAGGCAGCAGCUGGAGCGUUUGCGGGGAGGAGGAUGGGGUGGGGGGAGGGUGGGGGGAGGUAGCUGUGGUCGGGAGGCAACGUGCGGCCGCAGCCUUCAGGCCAUGGAGCGGGCCCACAAACGGGCCCUGGAGGAGCUGCAGAAGCAGCAUGCCCGCGAGACCCGAGAGCUGGAGAGGGACAGGGACCGGGUGCUGAGGGAGGAGACCCAGGACACAGCACAAGUUAUGGAGACACUGAAGAAGGCCCACAGGGAGGAGCUGGAGAGAGAGGUGGAGAAGGCAAAGAGGCUUGGUGGAGGGAGUGCCAACACACAGACUCUACGCUCACAGCAGCAGUUAGAGACCCAGGCCCUGCAGAGGGAGCUGUCCGGCCUGUCUGAGAGGUACUCCCAGAAGUGUCUGGAGCUGAACAGGGCUGAGCAAAGCAACGGGGAGAGGGAUAAAGACAUCACUCACAAGGAGAGCGAGCUGGAGCAGCUGAGGAAAGAGAACCAGGACCUACAGGCCCGUUUGACAGAGGAGAUCAGCCGCAUGCGCUCCAUCGUCACGGGUCAGGGGUUGGAGGACGUUUCCCACGACAACCAGGACAGGCUGUCCUGUGAGCUGGAGGUUCUUCUCAGGGUGAAGGAGAAUGAGGUGCAGUACUUGCACAAGGAGAUCAGCUGUCUGAGGAACGAACUUCAGUUCCUGAACACGGAGAAGCAGUCGGCCUGUGAGCGGUAUAAAGAGGUGCACGGGGAGCUGGGUGGUAUGAAGAGCAGGAGUGAGCGGGAGAUCCAGAGCCUUAGGGAACACCUGAGAUUGGCCAUGGUUGCCCUGCAGGAGGGCCAAAAACUAGGCAACAGCCUGGAACACUGAGAGACCGCCACAAGGGCUCUAGCUCAGAGACAGAGUUGUGUGGGCACAAUGGUGACUGAAGUAGGAGAGGAGCAGGAGUCUUCGCACCAGAUGAUGCCGGCUCGGGGGACCACGAUAGUGCCUUAGCUUUCAAUCAUUCAGCCAAUGAGUGGCAUAAACUAGUAUCAGCUGAUCGGUCAUAUUACACUGGGUCGCGCAAAUUUUAAUCUGCACUUUUUAAACUUUUUCUAUUGUUGAUGUGCGAGAGUGAGUGAAUGAAAAUAUUGGUCUGAGAAACUGGAUUAUUUGUGUAAAGACUGUUGCUGUGAUGUAUUUGUGACCUGAAACAGCACUGGAUUACCCUUCUCUGCAUACCUACCUACAUGUAGACCUACUAUUUACAUGUUGACAGUAGCCAACAUAUGAACAGUUGGUCUACAUGUUGGCUACUGUCAAAAGCUGAAUAAGGAAGCAGGAUAUAAUUCUCGCCAAAAACCAAACUAUUUUCAUUUCAGAGCAUGGAUUUGUACAUACUAAUGGGUCAUUCCAUGUCAUUUCAACAAGCCAUGACACCCACCAUCUCAGAUUGUUCUGAAAUAGUUUCUGUAGUUGGCAAUGGGUAAGAUUGACAUUCCUGAAACAUUUUGUUGAAACUUAGUUUGAUCUCUGAGAAAGGUAUUGGAUUGCACCCAAAUUGGCCAUUUUUUUUUAUUUAUAGGAUUCAGAUAAUAUUCAAUAUCGUAUCCAACAUCCGAUUGGGACCAAACAUCUUCCUACUAAUGAGUAAGACAUGAGGAAUCUCAUAACAUUGUCAAAACCCACCACACCCUAUGUCUGUCUGUUUUAACAAGUAGUAUAAAGCUGCGGCUUGGAGUACUUCUCCAUGAAUGAAUCUGGUGAUUUUUCUUUUCUCUCCACGUUCAGAGAAAUGAAUAAUUGAAGUCACUUGCGUUAUUUACCAUAAAGUAGUUUGAAAGUACUAGAUUUUGCCCAUUAGAUGCCGUGGUCCUACUAUACUGCCGCACUCUUAUAUAUUUUGCUGGUCUCUUGUGUUUAUUAAACAGGUCGCAACAAUCCUUUGCAACUUUGUAAACAAAACCAAUAGAUUUGGCUCAUUAUGAAAAUACAUUUUGUGGUCAUCUGCCAAAUUUCAAGCCAGUCCUCUAUGAAAGCAAUUCAGUUUGUCAUUUUAUGCUUAAUGUGUCCAGGAAACGGUGUGCGGUGUAUUCCCUUCAAAAAAGGUCUGAAUUAGUUCCUGUUUGACUGUUCCCGGUGAACAAGACAACCAUUUUCUCUAUAGCAGUUCUAAUGGUUUCAAUGUUAUGGUCUUCAGUGAUAUAAGUCCCAAACAUACAAUGUAUUGUGUUUUGUAAUGGUAUUGGGUUGGAAUUAAUGCUAAAUGUCACUAAUCGCAAUGCCGUUCCCUAAUUUUAUUGAAAAACAUGACUGCCAUGCAAUGUAUUUUAUUAGGGUUGUCACAUCUUAGUCCCUAGCCCAUUUAUCCAUCAAAGUUUUGGACAUGUAGAAAAAGUGUUCAUAUGAGAAUUGCACCAUAGGGAUAGCCCUUUCAGAAAGCUGCCACUUGUUGGAAUAUUCAAGCAACUUGUUGAACAUAACUGAAACUACUGUUUGUUGGGGUAGUAUUGGGCAUUUGUUGGGGUCUUACUCAUUGGUAGGAAGAAGUUAAUUCCAAUUUGGGCGCAAUCAAUACGAUCAUUAGAUUAAAUUAUAUUUAAACUAAAUGUUUCUGGAAUGCUAAUCGUAUCUCUGACUAACUACAGAAACAAUUUGAUACGGUGGCGUUUCAAUCCUUUUUGUGCUUUUUGAGGUGGAACGACCUUAAUGUUGUACGUGAACAAUGCUUGCUCUCGGUGAUUGUUGUCAUUGUACGCAUUUUACUUCGCAAACCUAUUUGUCGCUUUAUUCAGUGUAAUAUCAUCUUAUAAUGUGGGUCUCUAUUGUGAACAAUAACUAUUUACAUUUGGGAUUGACACAGAGAAAGUGGUUUGGAACUGUAAAAUCCUGGGAAGCCAAAUUGGAAAUCGCACUCAUUCCUCCAGUGUGUAGAUAGAUACAAGUCAUCUGAAUGUGCUUUUUGUUUUAUAUAUAGUGCCUUCUGUGACUGGAUAAUUGCUUGUAGAAGUUCGAUGAAAUGUUGUCGUCUCGCAAGGAUUCUUGAUUUUUUUUUUUGAUGAGGCUAAGAAGAUGCAUUUUGCGAUCCUUUCCCAACAUUGUGUAGGCAUGAUUGAUUGUGCCACAAAAAUGUGUAGUGUUGCGUCAAUGAGCCAAUGUUUUUUAUCUUGUAUUUUUAGAGAUAAAGUAGACUGUCUUUUGACAAUGUUUUUAAUAUUUAAUGUAGGGCAUGCGAUAUCUUUGUAAAGUACCAUCCUUUUACAAGCAAUAAAAAGCAUGUUAAUACA